Molecule: messenger RNA, 651 nt
Organism: Fulvia fulva
Lineage: Eukaryota; Fungi; Ascomycota; Dothideomycetes; Mycosphaerellales; Mycosphaerellaceae
Exons: 1
Coding region: 1-651 (216 amino acids)
Source: RefSeq, a predicted model, not a curated record
AUGUCCCAGAUUAUCCACCUUCGCGAAGAGCCCGUGGAGCACAACGACAACGGUAUCCGUGACAUUCUGGAGGCAAUUGAAAAUAACGGCGGUGUCAUAGAAACAGUCAGCAACAUCGACGCCGCAAAGGAACUCUUCAAGGAUAAGGAAGAAAAUCGACCUAUGGUCCUCGCCACUGGCCGCAUGCUAGUUGGUCCGGAAGGCUAUAAGGUCGUGUUGGGAGCCGCAGCCAUUGACUACAUCCGCAAGGGCGGCACCGUCAUAGUAGUCUGGCCCUUAGACUUCCCGGCCUACGAUCUUGACGCCUUUUUCAAGAUGUCUGGUCUUCCUUGGAGGGUGACUGCUUCUGGCGAUUGGUACAAGACCGACCACGUCCUCAACCAAAACUUCCCGCAUUUCAGCACCAACCGCUUCGCGGACUAUGAGAUGAAGUGCGGCUUGCUGGACAACGUUAGGAGUGAGGACAGUCUGUAUGUUCGAGAUGCUGUGGGACUUCGCGCUCAGUUGGAAAAUGCGUCGCCUGACUUAUGGCAAGAUGGGGUAGCGUCGGCGUAUGCCAAGAUCAAGGAUGGGAUCUUUGGCUAUGUUGGUGAUGAUGGAGAAAACAAAGAAAGUAUUGAGGUUGUGCUUGCUAUGCUUGGGCUUUUUUGA